Molecule: messenger RNA, 2295 nt
Organism: Debaryomyces tyrocola
Lineage: Eukaryota; Fungi; Ascomycota; Pichiomycetes; Serinales; Debaryomycetaceae
Source: the annotation of a GenBank genome assembly
AUGGCAUCUAAUAACUCAACAAGUCAGUUGGCGGCAUUGGCAGCGUUUAAGGCUAUCAAUAGUAAAAAAAAUGAAGAGCCGCAACCUAAUAACAGAUCCAGAAUACCACUAAAAGUUGACACAACAGCCCCACCACAGACACAAAAGAAGGCAUUAAACUCGGCCACCAAGGCAAAACCUAGCAAUCAGAUACCACAGACUCAAACAGAUAAGACUAGAGGCCAAACGUCAGAAAACAAUGGCCAGAAAACAACACCAACAGUUUCAAACGUAACAAAUACUUGCAAAACGCCAAAUACACCAAGAACACCUAAAAUUAGUAAAUCCGUCGAGACACCUAAUUCAGUAGGUGCUUUAAGAAGAUCAUCUAUGUAUAAUAAUUCGUUUGCGGUUGAAAGCCUAGAGAAUGAGCCACCUAAAAAUGAUUAUUUUGGCGAGCCUCUAUCUACGCUUAAUAAUGUUGAGAGACGUAAGACCGUUUCACAACAUUCAUUGAAUUACGAUCCUCAAGACAUGAUACGCAAUGUGAAAAAUUCCAUUGGAUCGAAAUACAUAUCGAAUGAUUUAUCUCCGGGCCUUGUAAACGUUAAGAGGCUAUCGACGGGAACUCAACCUAAAGAUAUGUUAGACCUGGUAAGAAACUCGAUUAAUUCGAAAACCAAAACCAAUUCAAAGAAUCAAGAAAUGUCACAGAAAAAUGCACUUAUAUUAAAUGGAAUAAGGGAUAGUAUUGACCUGAAGAGAAUAUCGAGUCAUCAUGACAAUAGCACAAUAUCAUUACCUCUAGCCGAGGAAAGGGAUAAAAUCAUUAAUUUAAUAUCGAAGAGUAACAAUCCAGAAGAGCAAUUAAUGCUUUAUGGUCAACCAAUAUAUAAUUACUCUUCUUCUUCCUUUGCAUCAUCGUUUCUGGAAAAUGACAACGAUCAAUUGCGUACGCCAGUGAUUGUUAGGACUGAUAUGGAUCUUCCUGAUCCUGAUAGUAACGCAUCAAUUCAGCACGAUGAACGUGAAAAUUACUCCAAUGAAGACGACGAUUUUGAUUACAACGAUACCUACGAUACUAAGGAAGAGAAGGAAGUUUCUCCCAUUAAUAUCCCAUUAUCACUGCAUGCUUGUGCUAGAUUAGGUAUUGGUAACAACGAAACUUCUAAAACUUUUAUGAACCUAAGGAUUCAAACUCCCGAUAAAGAAGAUUCAUCAAGGCUUAAACCUAAAAGGAAACCUCCACCAGAGAUGGAUGAUUCCGUUUCCCCAACACUUACGGAACAAAGUGAUGGAUAUCAGACUGAGGGAGAUGAUAGAUUGUCUGAUGCUUCGAGUAAUGGGACACGAAGACAAAGCGUGCAAUAUGACGAUUAUCGUGGUUAUUCUGAUGCAUCUAGUAAAUCACAAAUUAAGGUAAAUGAUGAUAGUGAUUAUUCCUAUUUUGAUGAAAGUGAUUUAAGUGGGUCUGAGACUCCAAGCGUGGAGAAAAUUGACAAUGAUAAACUGUUUUUAGAUGAUAAGCUCCCAAUAUUUCCAGAUAUUAAGGCAAAAUCCAGAAAGCUUUUUAGACAUAAAAAAACUAAACCAAUUUAUAAUCUGGAUGAUCCUGAUGCAUCAAAAUCUGAUCUACAAUCAGCUACCGAAGAGCUAAAAAAUAUAGCUGCCCCUUCAAGAACAUCAACUCCAGUAAUGGGCCAUCAACCACAACCGGUUCAAUUAAAGGCAACGAUGAGAACAAACAGGAGAAAAGAAAAGAAAUACUCUUUCAAUGAGAAUAAACCAUGGAAAAACCACAGUGAGCUAUCAUAUAUCGCCGAGCUGGAAAGAAAGAGAUACGAAGGUUUAUGGGUAAGUAACAGAGGAUUGUACGUUAAUUGUGCUGUGACUAGAUUCAUCGGCGUUGAUUAUAAUGGCAAACCAGAAAUUGAGCUGCAAAUUGAGAAUCAAGAUGUACCUACUACGGCUGCUUUAUUAUCGUCGAGGGCUACGAAUGAGGAUAAUGCUAACGUCGUUCAUCAAAAUUUCCAUAAUCUAUUAUCAGCAGAAACAUCCCAAUUAAUUCACGGAGUUGUGGUAAAAAGAAUUUGGAAAAGAAGCAGAUUACCUAAACAAACACUAGAAGCUAUCUGGGAUUUGGUUGAUUUUAGGAAAGAUGGAACGUUAAACAAGCCGGAAUUUUUAGUAGGGAUGUGGUUAGUAGAUCAAUGUCUUUAUGGAAGGAAGUUGCCAAAAAAGGUAGAUGGUACAGUAUGGAAUAGUCUUGGGAAUGUUGGUUUAAACGUUGUAUUGAAGAAGAAAGGAAGACGUUGA